This is a messenger RNA of Photinus pyralis (common eastern firefly), 864 nucleotides long. RefSeq names its product ADP-ribosylation factor 1-like. Gene Ontology annotation, molecular function: GTP binding; GTPase activity. Gene Ontology annotation, cellular component: cytoplasm. The record is from RefSeq and is a predicted model, not a curated record. Bases 32 to 595 code for a protein of 187 amino acids. Gene Ontology annotation, biological process: intracellular protein transport; vesicle-mediated transport. The transcript has 4 exons. Lineage: Eukaryota; Metazoa; Arthropoda; Insecta; Coleoptera; Lampyridae.
UGUUGUGCAAUUCGUGUCUACUUGCAGUGAUAUGGGUGGAAUAGUAAAUGUUAUGGGCUGUCGAAGAAAAACCCCCGAGAAAAUUGUUUACAUAGCUGGGCAAAGUGAUGCUGGAAAAACCACAAUUUUAUAUAAAUACAAAUUGGGAACGAAUCACCCCAUAGAGACCUGUCAUACAACAGGUUAUUUUCAAGAGACAAUCGUACAUAGAGGCAUAUCUUUUAAUAUGGUAGACAUGGGAGGUGGCGAGAAGAUACUACCGUGUUGGUUACGUGUGUUUGACAAUGCGAGUGUCCUAAUAUUUGUAAUUGAUUCUACAGAUACUAUGUGCAUAUCGACGUCGGACUAUUAUUUACGUAGUUGGAUUGAAAAUCUCGAAAAAAACCAAUUGGUAGUUCUUAUAUUUGCAAAUAAACAGGACCUGCCUAAUGCGAUGACAGUCGAGGAACUCACUGACAAAAUGAAUUUGAAGUCAUUAAGAAUACCAUGGCAUAUCCAACCAGCAUCUGCAAUUAACGGAGAGGGAAUUAAUGAAGGGUUAGAUUGGCUUUGUCAAACAAUUUGGAAUACUGAAAAUGGUGAAAGUCUCAACUGAGAAUACAUUUUUGAGUUCACACUUGAACUCUAUGUACAUAAUUAAUCCUCUAUAGUUCUAUUUUGCCUCACUCUGACACCAUAUUGGAGCACAAUUUUAAACAAACUGAAAUUCAAAUAAGGCAAUUGGGUUGUGCGCAUGCGCGUGCUAAAAUUAUUUAGACAACAUUUCAAACAAAUCGCUCUACAAGUAUAUGGAAAUUAGGUUCUGUGCAUGCAUACUUUGUACACGUUUAUUUUUUUUGGAAUAAAUAUAUAUUUUCUAACGCA